AGGGGAAGAUCCAAAUCAAAUCAAAAGAAGUUGAAAUCUUGGGUAAUGAGAUGAGCAGAGAAACUCGAUCCACCGAAGAAGAAGGUGCAUCUGAUUUAAUGGAGAAGGCAGCAGAAGCUGCGGAUGAUCUGUACAGGAUACGAGACACUUACUUUCCUCCAGACCCAAAUGACAAAAUCUCCAAACUGCAAACGCAAUCUCAAGUCGCUCUCAAUCUCCUUGACUCCAUUCCUCCCGAACAAAGGAGAGUGCCUACACAACGCGCAACAUAUGAACACUUGAAAGGAAAGAUAUUAGAUGUGUUCCCUGAAUAUACGAAAAAAGCAGAAGACCAUCUUUCAAAAGCUGUUAAGCUGAAUCCAUCUCUUGCAGAUGCUUGGCUAUGCUUAGGAAAUUGUAUAUGGAAAAAGGGAGAUCUACCCGCAACAAGGAACUGCUUUAACCUUGCUCUAAGCAAGGGUCCAAACAAAAGGAUACUAAGCCAAUUAUCAAUGCUUGAAAGACGAAUGGCUCAAGGUGUGGAUAAUCAGGAGGAAAUUGUUGCAGAAAGCAUCAAACACGCAAAGGAAGCUAUUGCUUUAGAUGUCAAGGAUGGGAAUUCAUGGUACAACCUCGGGAAUGCUUGCCUUACAUGUUUCUUUGUGACGGGGGCAUGGGAUCACAGCAAAUUACAGCAGGCAUUGAAAGCAUACCAAAAUGCCGAGAAAGAUGAGAGCAUGAAGUCAAACCCAGACCUAUACUUCAACUGUGCUACUGUAAAUACCUAUUUAGAGAACUAUGAGAGGGCGCUCAGUGGAUUUGAAGCCGCUGGAUUGAAAGAUCCUUGUCUUAAUGCCGCCGAGGAAGUUCAAAAGAUGGUCAAUCUUUUCAACAAGUUAGACAGUUUGUUAAAGGGACAAAUUAAGGCCAAACGACUUGCGUCCUUGGCUUCAUCUCUCACUGAAGUUCGAUUGAACCCAUCAUACAAGAGGGCCAGUGUUAAUAAUCUGUUGGAUGGUCUUAACAAGACAAUUGCAAUCGUGGGAAAAGUACUUUUCUUUGUUAAGCAUGAGAAUAUUACUCCCCUGUACUAUCUCGUGUGUGAUUCAAACCAAAUAUCUUUUGUCCUCACAGUAUACAGUAUAAGUAAUGAUGCUAUUAAAGAAGGUGACCAGAUCACGCUGUUGGAUCCAUGCUUCCGCAACAAUGAUUUUUCAUGGAAUGGGAAGCGUUAUCAGUUUAGAUCAGUACGUGUGGAUUUUGUGGAGCAAGUGCACGUAAAUGGGAAAGCCGUCUCUCCUCACCAUUCCGUUCGCUCAUCAAUCUAUGCACAACAUAAACCUUGAAAAGCUUGCAGUAUGUAUCUGGCAUGGAGGGAUGUAGUGAAGAGCAAAUGAAACAUACAAUGAAAACAGAUGACAUAAGAAGGUUUUCGAGUUUUGGGAGGAUAGACUCGUUUUGCUCGAAAACAAUUGCUACACUGCUUGAGAUGGAAGACUGGUCUGCAUACAUUUAAUCCUCCUGAGAGCUUACUUUUAAAUGAAAUAUAUUGGGUUUGUUUGGUGAUUAUUGUGUACAGACAAUUUUUUUGUCUAUAAUUCUUGCAAAGUUCCAUUUCAUGGAAGGGAAGGAGGAUGUAUAAUGACAUUAUUACCCACCCUUUUUCAAGGAUCCACUGUUUUAUGGUUUUAUUCAAUGUAUUUCAUCCUAAUGUCUUAUUUUUCCAUUGAAAGAAGAUGAAGUGGGGUUUGGAUUUGGGACAUGAGUUUUCUUUUUUCUAAUGGUUGUGAGGAGUUGUUUUUCUUAAUUUUGUUAAUACUUUAAACAGAAUUUCUUGAAAUAAUACAUCUGAGUUGACA
Cynara cardunculus var. scolymus (artichoke) is the source of this 1838-nucleotide messenger RNA. Its product is annotated as tetratricopeptide repeat protein 5-like. The coding region runs from base 51 to 1325 and encodes 424 amino acids. Lineage: Eukaryota; Viridiplantae; Streptophyta; Magnoliopsida; Asterales; Asteraceae. The record is from RefSeq and is a predicted model, not a curated record. The transcript is spliced from 13 exons. Gene Ontology annotation, molecular function: protein binding.